Molecule: messenger RNA, 3267 nt
Organism: Leishmania braziliensis MHOM/BR/75/M2904
Lineage: Eukaryota; Euglenozoa; Kinetoplastea; Trypanosomatida; Trypanosomatidae
Product: putative pre-mRNA splicing factor
Exons: 1
Coding region: 1-3267 (1088 amino acids)
Biological process (GO): mRNA splicing, via spliceosome
Cellular component (GO): intracellular anatomical structure; spliceosomal complex
Molecular function (GO): RNA binding; ATP binding
Source: RefSeq, a predicted model, not a curated record
AUGGACGCAGUGCCUGUUGAUCGCGGCAUCAAGCGGUCUCGUGAGGAAAAUGUACCAGACUCCACAUCACCCUUCCCGGCUGCGAGGGACGUGGCCGCGUCCAUCCAGGACCAGGUGCAGAACUUCUUCACGCAACUCGAAAUGGGCGAAAUCCUCGAGCACGACCACGACACGACCGAGGCAGUCAUGACAGGUGCCGAUGAGUCCGCGCAGUGGGCUUACGGCAGCGAGUACUACCUUCGCCACGACGGCGACGAUGACAAGGAACACUCAUCGUACUCGCACACCUCAGGUAGUGCUGCCGCCGCUGCGGCUGCACAAGAGAGGAGCAGCGACACUCAAGCAGACAAGGCGCGCAAGGUUAUCGUCAAUCUAGCCAUGGCGCCUCCGCCCUUCUUCACAUCUGGAAACGAUUUCGAAGCGAGCACACUGUGGCGUAAGCCGGAAUCCACAGCACAUGACACCGACGAUAUUGACGGAGACCUCGACGGGCGCAGCGCCGACGUCACCUCCUGCUUCCUGCACGAGGCUUUGCGGAUGUCUGACGUCGACGUUCUGGUACCGGUCGUCAGCCACUCUUGCAGCCUCGCCGUGAGCGCCUCGAAGGGGAGUCGAGCCCUCACUGCACUCGAGCGGCUGAUGGACCGCGAACGCGCGAACCGCGCUGUCAUGGACACGUCCAAGUCCGGUCUGGCGCGGCUCCUUCAAAGAGACACGUACGGCCGUGUGGUGAAGGAGGGGGAGACGGCGGUGGCGGGGGUGGGGGGCGUCUCUGCCCCCAGCCACCUGCACAGCAGCAGCCUCUCCUCCUUGCCCGAAGACCGCGGCAUCGAUGGUGAUGGCGAGGAAGAAGAGGCCAAGUACCUCAAGUGUCAGGUGCGCUGGGAGCUGGAGCGGCUUGCUGAAACGACACGGCUUUGUGGUGCAUCGGAUGGCUCUUCCAGCACCGCCCCAGCCACUGCGACUGGUGCGGCGGAGUUGCAGUGGGGAAGCGGCCAGGAGACCCGCCGGCAGCGCAAAGAAGACCAACUCACUCGCAUCGAGGAGCGCAAAGCGCAGGUGGAGAUGCUCGCCAGCACCGCGGAUGAGGUCGAGCGCCGAGCCGCCAUGCGUCGCCAGUGCGAGUCGCUGCCCAUCCGCCACUGCAAAGAAGAACUUCUUCGCUAUAUUGGCGAGAGUGCCGUCACUGUGGUCAUGGGUGAAACCGGCAGCGGGAAAACGACCCAGCUCGUCCAGUACCUGUAUCAGCGUGGCUACGCACGGCACGGAAAGAUGAUCGGGUGCACACAGCCGCGGCGGCUCGCCGCCAUUGGAGUGGCUCGUCGCGUCAGCGACGAGAUGGGCUGCGCGCUCGGCACCACGGUCGGCUACUCGAUUCACCUUGAUGACACAACCACCGCAGACACGCGCGUAAAAUUCAUGACGGACGGCGUGCUGCUCCGCGAGACAGUCAGCGACCCGUCACUGGACAAGUACAGCGUCGUGAUGCUUGACGAAGCCCACGAGCGGUCUGUGGACACGGACGUGCUGAUGGGCGUGCUGAAGCUCGUCCUACGCCGCCGCGGGGACUUGAAGCUCAUUAUCACCUCUGCUACGAUGGACAUCCGAAAGUUCUCCGCCUUCUUUGGCAACGCGCCGUGCUACGAGAUCCCGGGGCAGACCUUCCCGGUGAAGAUCCACUACAGCCCGACGCCGGUGGCCGACUACGUCGCCGAGGCUGUGUUUCGCGUAUGCCAGUUGCAUCUGCAGAUGCCACUGGAGGACAAGCAAGACAUCCUCGUCUUCAUGACAGGGCGGGCCGACGUCUAUGGCACCUGCGAACUGAUCCGCCGUCGGUUGACGGAACUCAGCCCACAGCAUCUCAGCACCCUCCUCAUUAUGCCGUGUCUCUCAGAAGCGGCCUCGGCGUGUUCCACAAAAAUCGGAGUGCUUGACGCCACGCCAGCGGGCAUGCGCAAGGUUGUGGUGGCCACCAACGUCGCCGAGACGUCGCUGACGAUCGAUGGCGUACGCUAUGUCGUAGACUGCGGCUUCAUGAAGACGAACGUAUAUCGACCGUCCAUUGGUAUGAACACGCUGCAGCGGUACCCCACUUCGCAGGCGCAGGCAAACCAACGCAGAGGCCGUGCCGGUCGCACCACCGACGGGACAUGCUACCGCCUCUACACAGAGGAGCAGUACGCUGAGGAGAUGCUGCCGAACAGCGUGCCAGAGAUUCAGCGCAGCAGUGUAGACAGCGUGGUGCUGCUCCUGAAGAGCAUUGGUAUUCACCGUCUUCGCGAAUUUGACUUCAUGGAUGCCCCGCCGGCAGCUAACGUGCGGAACAGCAUGUUUCACUUGUGGAUGCUCGCCUUCCUGGAUGACACCGGCGGCAUCACAGAGCAGGGGCGGCAGGCGCUGGAGUUCCCCAUGUCCCCUGUGCUGGCAAGGCUUCUGUUGGAGAGCGUCAAGAUGGGGUGCGCGCUGGAGGUGUCCCGCGUCGUCUCCAUGAUCUCGGCGGAUCCAAAGAACCUGUUUGAGCUUCCAAAGGGUCGCGAGAAGGUGGCGCAGCAGCACCACAGUCGCUUCUACUCGAACGACUCGGACCACCUGACGCUGUUGCACAUCUUCACGCAGUACGUAGACCAUGGCCGGUCGCGGCAGUGGGCGCAGGACCACUUCCUGCACGCCCCCACUCUGGCCAGGGCCAACGACGUGUGUACGCAGCUGAUGGAAAGGCUCCGCAAGGUGCACCUGCCCAUUCAGUCCUGCGGGCAUGCGGGGAUGGACAAAGUGCGCUACUGCCUCGCCAAAGCCUUUGUCCUGCAAGCAGCGCAGCGAUCAGAUCGGCGGUGGACGGAGUAUCGGCCGCUGCUGAACUUAGGCGUAACGUGCGCAGUACAUCCGGCUUCCGCAGUGCACGCGCGCAGGGAGAUGCCGCCCUACAUCAUCUACAACGAUCUGCUGCUCACACACAAAGAAUACCUGGUGAUGGUGACGGCGGUCGAACCAGAGUGGCUAGUAGAGAGCUCACGGGGCAUCUACGAAAUGCGUCACAGCUCAACGUCGUCAUCGGCGGUGACGGUGGUCUCGUCGUUUGCGACGGGAGCAGCAGUCACUCCGACGCCCUCCACUGCCUCCCGAACUCCCCAGGGAUCGAUGCCCUCGCCACUGACAGCGCCCAGCCGCAGCGCCAACAGUCGCACAAGCGUCGCUGCGGCAGCCAAGGCAUCUGUGAAGAAGUCCGCUCUCGGCAUGCUGACCCCCAAACGCCGACCAAACAUAUGA